GAUUUUAAUUAAAUUAAAAUCCCAAACAAACAAGCUCUAAAGCAAAACGCUGAAUUGGAUAUUUCUCGGCGGCUUCGAUAACUCCGAUGGAUGACACGCUUUAACUCACUUUUGCAGAGUCUCAUAAAACUCCAUUCCUUUAACCCACAAUUAUAGAUUUUAAAUUUUACUGGCAAGGAAUUUUUUUCCUUUUAUAUUAGUCGUAUGAUAUAGGUCUCUAAAUACUAUCUGUAAAGAAAGGAAAUUGGGAAAACAGAUAUCCAUGGCUGACCCUUCCGAGGAUUUGGACCAGCUUCUUGACAGUGCUUUGGAUGAUUUUCAGAACCUCAAUCUCACCUCUUCUGCUCAAAGAGGUGUGAGUAAUGAAAAGAUUGAUGAUGGUAAGGGACAGAAGAAGCAAGAUAGUUCAUCUUCACUGUCAAGUGGGGGUGUUCAAGGAUUGGGGAUGGGGUUGCCUGAUUUGAAGAGUAAGAAAAAGGGCAAACAAAAGGUAGCAAAGGGGGAGUCCCAUGUUUCUGAGGCUCUUGAUAAGCUAAGAGAGCAAACGAGGGAAGCUGUCAAAGGUUUAGAGUCAGUGACAGGUCAGAAACUUCCACCGGGUGGAGAAAAUUUCGGGAAUGAUGCGAUGAUUGAGGAUUGGGUUAAACAGUUUGAGGAACUUGCUGGCUCUCAGGAUAUGGAGUCAAUGGUGGAGACCAUGAUGCAGCAGCUUCUGUCAAAGGAAAUUCUUCACGAACCUAUGAAAGAGAUUGGAGAAAGAUAUCCGAAAUGGUUGGAAGACAAUAAACCAAGCUUAUCCAAUGAAGAAUAUGCACGUUAUUUCCACCAGUAUGAGCUUAUAAAAGACCUAAAUCAAGUUUAUGAUAGUGAGCCAGAUAACUUCAACAAGAUUGUUGAGCUCAUGCAGAAAAUGCAAGAGUGUGGUCAACCACCCAAUGACAUUGUGCAAGAGCUUGCUCCAGAUUUUGAUCUAUCAAAUCUUGGACAACUGUAAGUGCAAUAUGUGAUUGCUUCU
This is a messenger RNA of Olea europaea var. sylvestris, 1015 nucleotides long. Its product is annotated as peroxisome biogenesis protein 19-2-like. Lineage: Eukaryota; Viridiplantae; Streptophyta; Magnoliopsida; Lamiales; Oleaceae. The transcript is spliced from 4 exons. Gene Ontology annotation, biological process: protein import into peroxisome membrane. Bases 263 to 994 code for a protein of 243 amino acids. Gene Ontology annotation, cellular component: peroxisomal membrane; peroxisome. The record is from RefSeq and is a predicted model, not a curated record.